AAAAUUAACAGCUCUGCGUCACAGUAAAUUUUAUGAGCUGAGCUUUGUUUUUUUCCCUAUUUCUACUGUCAGUGUCUCCUAUUUCUACCUAAAAACACUUGUACUGUCAGUGUCUCCUAUUUCUACCUAAAUAUCUUGAAAAGGAGGGGAUGGAAGUCGCUUAUUCAUCAGUGCCAGCAAGUCGAUGCGAAUGGUUCCGGGUGUGUUGAACUCGAAGCAAUUUUGAUUUCGAGCGGCAACGACUAAGCUGCCGACUGACGGUUCAGUCCUGCCGCGUUGGCAAAGUUCUUGCGGCCGUGAUUCGGACUGCCGCCGAUCAAGAACGGAGCUAGCAUCGCUACAAAACAGUAAGUUCACACCACGAACAGGUUAAAACUUAAAACUGAUGAGCCCCGAGACUGCUGCUUCUGGAGAUUCCCGACCAAGAAUCCUGUUCACAACGCGUUACGGCGGCGGGCGGCGGCUGUCGCGGGUAACGGCUGUCCUGAAACGUUGGUGUCGCCAUGCAAGUACGUCCGAGGACGAAACAGCUGUGAUAUGGACAGAGCUUGAAAAGGCUACACGCCGCCUGCGGAACGACGGCGUAGACUUGCUUGGCUUCAACAGUAAGUGUUUUUCGAUCACCUUUCCAAACCUCCACGGCUCCACGUCACACGCUAGAAGAGCAUCUGCAGGACUUGGACUCGUUCAAGGUCUGGAUUCUGGAGGGAAGUUGAGUGAGUCAGUAACUGAAAGCACCAAGCAGUUCAGAUGUCCAACGUCCAGGAUCCGCUGCAACAAACUGGGACAGGGUUCAUCGAGAAGUACGGGACACAUGUGGUCGUGGGGCUGAGCAUGGGCGGCCAGGACGUGGUGUACGUGAAGCAGGACAAGUCGUCGGCGCUGUCGCCGUCGGAGAUCAAGGAGCAUCUGGACAGGCUCGGCGACCAGCUCUUCACCGGUGCCUGCGCCAUGCCUCCCCUGCGCGGCAAGGCCAAAGACAAGUACAAGAUGCCAGAGGCCUUCAACGUGUUCGACGCCCAGGUAGCACAGCAGCGGCUUCAGGCAGGGAUCACCACUCUGGUAUCUUCCAAAGAGGGCGUGACCGUGAUAUACUCCAAGAGGGGAGGCAACACGACGGUGAGCAGCCACUCGGAGUGGCUCCACACCGUGCCGGCGAUGCCCGACCUGAUCAACGUCAAGGCCGUGCCCAUCACCUCCCUCAUCAAGGGCGUCGCCGGCGCCGGCUACCUCUCGCACGCCAUCAACCUCUACCUCAGAUAUAAGCCUCCUGUCGCUGACCUCAAGUACUUCCUGGAUUUCCAGCAUCACAAGAUGUGGGCGCCGGUGCUCGGCGAGCUGCCCCUCGGCCCGUGCUCCCACCGGCAGGGCUCCAGCCCGGCGCUGCAUUUCAGCCCGCUGGGUUCCAAGCUCUAUGUCAGCUCAAGCCAGGUGAUUGUUCCUAAAUUGCCUGUCACUGGGAUGCGGCUGCACCUGGAAGGCAAGAAACACAACCGGUUAGCCGUCCACCUGCAGCACCUGUCGACCACCCCGACGUUCCUCGCCGCCGCGCGCCACGACAAGCCACCGCUGGCGUGGCGAGGGUCGGAGGCGGACUCCGACGACCGCUUCUACGAGCCGGUCCAGUGGCGGAUGUUCGCACGCGUAUCCACCGCGCCGUUCAAGUACGACCCCGGGUGGCGGGGCGCCGGCGACCACCGCGGCCGGCGCGCGGCCUGGGUCGUGACGGGCGCGCGGCUCCACGUCGCGGCGCACGACGGCACCGACGUCCUGCACCUCGGCCUCCUCUACGCCGAGCUCCCCGGCUGCGCCGUCGUGCAGUCCAGGUGGGCGCGCGGCGCGGCGAGGCUGUCCGGGAAGUCGAGCUUCCUCUCGGCGAGCGUGUCCGCCGCGGGGUCUUCCGGCGGUGGCAGCGGCGGCUUGCAGAAGGACAGGCAGCAGCAGGGUCAACCGGAGGGCCUCAACAUCGACUCCGGCGUGUUCGCCGGCGGGCCGCCGGUGCCGGUGGCCGCCCAGAGGAUGCUGCGGCUCGUGGACACCUCCCAGGUGACCAUGGGGCCGCAGGACAGCCCCGGGUACUGGCUCGUCACCGGCGCAAGGCUCGACGUCGACAACGGGAGGAUCUCGCUGCACGUCAAGUUUUCCUUGCUUGCCCCGGCUUCCUGACGCGCAUCUAGAGAUUGUACAGUUUUCUGAUGCCCAAAACUAACCAACUGUAAGAACACUCAUCUUGUUUUGCCUUUUUGUUUUGCAACCAUUCUUUCAUGUUAGGUUCUGGUAAGAGCACUGUGAAUGUUGCUGCAAGGUAGCAAAUUAACAUUGCAAACGAGAUGUAUCAUUUUAUUUUUGUUAAUGGAAGUUCCAUGCAGUUCGGUGCAA
Panicum virgatum (switchgrass) is the source of this 2379-nucleotide messenger RNA. RefSeq names its product MACPF domain-containing protein At1g14780-like. Gene Ontology annotation, biological process: regulation of salicylic acid mediated signaling pathway; plant-type hypersensitive response. Gene Ontology annotation, cellular component: plasma membrane. Bases 751 to 2166 code for a protein of 471 amino acids. Lineage: Eukaryota; Viridiplantae; Streptophyta; Magnoliopsida; Poales; Poaceae. The record is from RefSeq and is a predicted model, not a curated record. The transcript is spliced from 7 exons.